This is a messenger RNA of Nasonia vitripennis (jewel wasp), 2813 nucleotides long. RefSeq names its product oxidative stress-responsive serine-rich protein 1. Gene Ontology annotation, biological process: cellular response to hydrogen peroxide. Lineage: Eukaryota; Metazoa; Arthropoda; Insecta; Hymenoptera; Pteromalidae. Bases 627 to 1442 code for a protein of 271 amino acids. The transcript has 3 exons. The record is from RefSeq and is a predicted model, not a curated record.
AUACCAACUCUCGCCUCGCCACAACAUCGCAUCAGCAGCGCGCAGCAGAGCAGGCCAACUCUCGACUCGUCAUCGUUUCCGGAAAAUUCGUCGCGCCAUAGGCAGACCAAGAUGGCAGUAGCGCGCAGUUGUCUGUUUAUUUACUACGCGUUAUCUGGUGCAUCAUUCUGAGGCUAAGCUUAUCCCUCUCGUCGUGUCUCUCCUGCGAGGCUCGGUGCGUACCCGCGCUCGAAGCGGAGCUGCACACUUCGUUCCACACGCGAGUAUAGUACAGAAAUCAACUUAUCGAAUAUAUAAGAGAAGCAAGAAUUGUGGAGUAGCAUUUUUCGACGAUCUGGAUCGUGCGUGUGUCCACAGUGUGUGACAGCGAGCGAGUCGCUCGGAAAACGGUCAAGGGCACGUCGUUGCUCCACGACUGCGGUCCCUCGAGUGUCUGCGAGAACUCGGUGCAGCGCGCGUUGGUGUGUCCGUGAGAGAGUCGACGGUAGGCCAGGAAUCCCGAAGAAUCGAGCGCAGUCCUAACCUAAAAAAAAGAGGAGUCUCGUUCAAGGCCUCUCGCGAACGGUUAUGCGGAGACUCAGCGAGGAGAUCUGCCCAAGUGGGACGACGAGGACCAGUGUACUGAGAUGCUGCGCGGCUCGGAGCAGACCCUGAGCCCGGACGACGAGGCCGCGAGCGCCAGGAUGGCCGAGGACGAGCUCCUGCUGCCCGCCAGCCUCGAGAAGCUCGAGAUCGAGCACAGGCUGUCCGCGGGCUGCUGUUAUCGCUGCACAAGAGCCAACAGAGAUGAAUCAAAAAAGGCAAACCCUUUUAGCCUUAACAGCAAACGUUCAUCAAGACUUAAAUCCUUGCCCAAUAGGCCAACAUCAUCUGUUGAGAGUCCUAAGGGCAUUAAAACGACAGAUCACUCCAAGGUGUCCAAGAGGGUUCAAAGAAUAACACCUUCUCGGCUGGAUAAACUAAAAAAGAACUCUAUUAUCAGAGAAGCCGUCCUCAAGCUUCGCAGUUCCGAUCCUACAUGCCUGAGUGAUAAUCAUGCUAGUACUCUUCUUGAAGAGGCUUGCAAACUCAGUAUUUCCCAGAAAUCUAACACGUUUGGCCAUGGCUCAGUGACUAAAGACUUCAAAUCUCUCAAUAUCAGCCCCAAUUCCAGACAGGUCAAGGAUGAUGCCAGUAUCUCCGAGGAGUACGAGGCAAACAGUUUUCAACGAGCUCGAAGCAAUACAAUGCCCAGUCUAAAAAGGACCAGUGGGCAGGCAUCUGAUGCACAGAACUCAUCUGGCAAUGGACAGCAGCCAUCAAGUUCAAAUACCUGUUCAGUGCAAGCGCGAAUAUCGCCGCCUCCUUGUGAUGUGACCAUUGAUGAGCUUGCCAGUUAUUUUGAAGAAUUUGUUCAUAUUCCAAAGAAGAUGUCACACAUGGCUGAGAUGAUGUACAUUUAAUUAUUCUCUCAUAAAGUGCUAUCUUAUUGAGAAUUAGCUUCAACGAGUUCUUUUUAAUUUGAAUGCAUUGCUAGAUAUUACUAAAGCUUAUACUGGCUCUGCAAGUAUUAUUCAGGGGGCUAAUAAUUACUAUAAUUCAUCAGCACUUUAUUUAAUGCGUUCAAUUUCAAUCUGUCAUUUCAAUUUAGCUAUAAAAUUACAACUGCAAACGUUAAGAUUGAAAAUGUGUGUUUUCAAUGCUUUUAAAAUUUAUGAGAAAUCAACGUUGGUUUUAGUAAGUCAAGAAAAAUUAAUUAAAUGUUAUUUAGUAAGUGAUAAAUGGAACUAAGCAUUGGAUAAACUAUACAGAAAUCAAAGUUCGAUGGCGUAACGUUUCUUUAUGAAUCUUUUAACUAUGAUUUUUGAAAACUAAUUUUCUUGAAUCAGUUAUAGAGUUUUGUCAAUCGUUUAACAAGAAAACAAGUAUGAUUAACUUUUUUAGUUAUGAAUUUACUAAAAUAAGUUUAUGAUAAUCUUGAGUCUUGAGUUUUCGAAUUUGAUGUUUAUUUAAUCUAAGCUAAAAUUAAAAAGAAUUAGGUAUAUUGGUGUUCAAACCAAGUAUGAACAAUAUUGGAAGAUAAACUAUAGAGGUGCUGUAAAACUAAUGCUGCAUAACCAGUAAAAGGUCACAAAUACACACGCGUUUGAGCAGCGCGCGCGUAUUCAUCAACUAAAUGAACUCAUAAAUACACGUACCCAAACAUAUACAUACAUUUACACAAACUCGCACACGUGCAUUCACACAUACGCGCACGUUAAUCUUGUACUGAAACUACUGGAAGGAUCUGUCUCUCGUUCAUAAACUACAUAAUCGCUAUAAGUUUAAUUUUUUGGUACCUAAAUUAUCUAAUAUAGAUUAAAGUAAAAGUUUAGUAAGCAGGUUUUGGUUUUAUUAACUAUUACUUGUGUUCUGAAUAUAAUUAUAAUGUACUUCUUAUUUUUUAACGUUGUUAGUUAAAGCUCCGAUAAUCAAUUUUAUCAAGACUGUAUGCAUACCUUCUAUUAAUGCAGCGAUUUUUCGACUUCAUUUUUAUAUUAACUAUAAUUUUGCAGUCGUGUUCGAUAGCUGGACUACAAAAACAUGUAAAUAUAUGUUGACCACAAAACAAUCAAACAGAGUUUCUUAUAUAUGUAUACAAUACAACUACGUAUUCCAGGUUCUUUACGCAUUAGUAACUUUUUGAAAGCUUCAUGUAAUACUUUUCAUUGUUUCAGAAUUUUUAAUCGGUUAUUAUUGUCAUAUUAUACGAAUGUUUUUUUUCGUACAGUCCUGUAUAUAUUCGAUAUUAUGAGAAUCAGUAAAGAAUAAACUUUAUAAAUGCAAACCUAAAA